AUCCUCAAGCUCUUCCUCUCAAGAAAACUUCUCUCACACAAGCACAAGAUGAAGUUAUUAGGAUGGAUGCACCGCAAGUUCAAGCAAAACAGUGGCCAACCACUCAAAGAUUUUGUCGUUGGCCAACAAGCAAGUGAUCAUGACCAACAAUAUUUCCCAAGAACAAGCAUCAAUAACCCUUUGAAACAAGCCCAAAGAGACCUAGAUGCUGCAAGAUCAGAUGAAGACUAUGAAGAAGAAUCCCUAAUCUCCAUAUCUGAAAUCUUCCCAGGCUUUCUUGCCAUUGGAACCCUAGGCUCUUCUGAACCAGCAACCCCAAAAUUCUCCAUCUCCAUUGACCACAUUACUGAAAGAGAUCAAACUGAAGUCACAAAGAAUGAGCUGAAGCUGAUCAAUGAUGAGCUCGAGAAGGUGCUCGAGGCUGAUGCAAAACACGACGAUGGCGGGUCGAGGCGGGACAGCCACGUGAGCAAAGUGUUGGAAGGACAACCUGAGAGCAAUAAUGUCGAAAGUGGCGACACUAUGGUUUGCCCACUUCAAGGGUAUUUGUUCGGGUCGGCAGUCGAGCUGUCAACGACAAUGGCAAAGAAGGAGAACCGGACCUCGCUUGGGGAGCUGUUUCAGAGAAGCAAGGUAUUAGAGGAAGGUGGAGGAGGAAGAUGUGAGAAGGAUGACCAAAAGCAAGUAGAGAAGGAAGGGGAUAAGUGUGGGAUGCAAUUCAUAAAAAAGAAGCUAAAGAAAAAGAUGUUUAGUGCUGCUUCUAAAAGCUCUUUAAGUUCAACUGCUUCUGGUGGAGUAUUAGAUGUUUCUAAUGCAACUAAACUGCACAAGAUUCUUCAUUUGUUCAACAGGAAAGUUUAUCCAGCUGAAAGCAUCGCAAUGGCUAAAGGAAAAGGGGAUCAUAAGGCACAAAAGAAUGACAAAAAGAAAAAAACAACAACCACCGUUGAUGGAUUAUCAGUCCUUAAUAGGAACAAAGAAGAAAGAACCUCGACAGGUGAAGACAACAUGAUCUAUCCAAAAAAGCUCAUCUUAAAGCAAACCUUACAAAGCUACCAAACCCGAUCUGUUCCUCCACAGUUCUCCGACGACAUUUGUGAUGACGAUGUCGAUUCCAAUUGGAACAAGGAGCAAUGAAUCAAAUCAGACUCUGACUACCUGGUGCUGGAGCUCUGAAGCACAAGAAACAAGAAUGGCUACUUAGCCAUAUAAACCUAAUAUUACUAAAAUACAUAUGCAUGCAUAUAGUGUAGUGUGUGUCAAAUUCUACUGCUAAAAUGGUGUGCAAAGUCAAUGUCUCUUAUGAUUUUAUGAUCAUGAUUGUAGUAAAAUAAAUAAAGUGAGGGACCUCUUCCUCUCAAACUUUACUUGUGAUGUUUGUGAUUGUGAGAUGUGUAAAGGGUAUAUGCAUAUAUAUAGUUAUAUUGUCAAAGGAAAAACAUAGAAAUUAAAUUUUAUAUAUGUUUGUUUAAUUUUAAGAAAAUGGAAGGUAAGGUGAAGGAAUAUUGCCUUCUAAAUUCAGAAAUGAAGGCGUUUGAAAAAAUAGGGAAGAAAGCAUGCAUAAAGAGAAGCUACUAGGAGCAUAUAAAAAGAAGCUAUUAGGAGCAUGAUUAGUUGCAAACUAAUCCACGUAUCUCAUUUUUCUUAUAUAGUACAAAAUAAAAAUAAAAUAUUUAAUAGCAGAUUUUUAUUAGGGUGUUAUUUGUGCAGUUCAGCCUAUUACAUAACGUGGAGUUCAAUCUCAAAACCAAUUGAUUAUGAGAGGAGUGGCUCAUCUAUCUUAUAAAAAAUGUGAAGUCACUUGAUUUUUCUAAUGUUAAAUCCUCACCACAAACUACUCCCAAGUUGUUUUUUUUAGUUAAUAGUAAUUUAGUUAUUAAUUUAAAUUAAUUAGUUAAUUGUCUUAUUUUCUUAUAAAGUUAUAAAUAGAGAAUUUUAUUCUAAUUUUUAGAGUAUUCUCUCUCACCCUUUAAGGAUUCCUUGUUUGACCCUGGACUUGGCCUAAUACCUUCACCUGCUACAUCACAAAGUCUAAUGGUUGUGUUUUUAAGUUUAUUUGUCUUUACCCGUUGUGAGUUAUUUAUUAUUGGGGUUGCCUUUGUUCAUCAAGGUUUACCGUUUAAAGGGCGGUUUGUAUCCUUUUUUUAGAAUCAUAUUUGAAUAAGUGACAACAUUUUUUUAUUGUUGAAAUGUCUUAAAUCUGUUUGCUGGCGCUUCGAUCAACCUAGUACGGGGGUCUCUCUGACCAGUCAGCGAGCCGGGGUCCAGGGGCAGCGCGCCCUGGUGGGGGUUCGGGGGCAACGCCCCUAAAACCUGUUCAGAUUUUGUAUUCAGUAUAUUUAUUUAUUUGCAGUUAUUUACGAUUUUGACCCUAGGGUUUAGAACAGUGCGAUAUAUAAACUCUCUAACUUAGAUGUGCCGUUCUUGAUGAAAUUCUGAAAACAUUCUCUCAAAAUAAUAUAGUUCUCCCUCUGCCUGUGGACGUAGCUAACACACUGUUAGUGAACCACGUAUAUCUGUAUGUCGAUCUCCCCUACUUUACGUUAUUUUUUGUGUUCUUUAAUUGUCAAUUUCACAACACUUAUAUUAUGGAAAUAAGUCUUAUGAUAUAGCGUUAAUUGAUGGUUUGUAAAGCUUUAAUUUGCACAAAUCAUAUCACCUAUUGCAUUAACUCAAGCAUAAAUCAAUGUAACAAUAAGUAGCACCUGGGGUAUUCAAGAUUGAUUCCUCAUGGCCAAAGAAAUCAAGCUACUAAAAGCUUCUUUUAAUGCUAUAUAAAAGGUGAUUACAAAUAUCCUAGGAUGAUGAAAGGUUAAUGCUACCGCUUUAAGAAAGAUAAAAUUGAUCUAAUUGUAGAACUAAUAUUAUGCAGAUGAUUGUGAAUAAUGGCUGUAAAAAUAUAAAAUAAAAAAUGUGCAGAUUUAACUGUUUGACGUCCUAUACUUUCGCAACUAUAACAUUAAUCAGAAUGUUUCCAAAUCAUAAUGGUUCUUUUAAGUAAGAAAUCUACUGCACACACCUUUCAAUGUGACAUAGAACUUCAAGCUAGUUGGAGGUCGUUUGUACUAACUUGAUACAUAUAUACCUGUUUGUUCAAUAGCUUCUGAGUGUUUUCAUUAUCCCUAAUAAAACUUGAUGUAUUAUUUUUACACUCUCAGUUGUUUUAAAUAUUUCCACACUUACUUUUUCAAAGUUCAUGUGCUACUAUUUUAAUCUCGAUUAGCCAGAUUGAGAAAAAUACUUUUCAAAUUGAAGAGCUUUUAAAGGAAAAAUAUGCUCAUAGGAUUCUAAAGAAACUUUCAAUUGAUACAAAUAAACUGUUAUAAUAUAGGGAUUCUAGUCAAGCUUUACCCUACAAAUUAGCAACAAAUAGACAUGAUGUAAACUCUUUUCCCUUAAGUUAUGGAUUAAAAGUAAAUAAGUUAAUUAAGAAUAAAUUAGUCGUAAGUGGUAUAUUAUGCAAAGUAAUGUGAAUUUAGGGUUGAAAUUAAUUCUAGCUAUCCAUUUACCUAAACUUUGUUUAUUAAUUAGUUAAGGGAAGAUUAUUUGGAACAUUUAAGGUAGAAAAGUACAAAAGGUUGGAAUUAAUUGAGUUAAAUGGAAUUUAAGAGAAUAAGUAUGAUUAAAGGAGUAAAAUUUUGGUGGAGGGAAGGGGAAAUUGGCCUCCACGUUGACACCUUCUAAGUAAGAGGUGGAGUUAUAAUAUUUAAGGUGGAAGUUUGGAUUUAGAUGAAGACACUUCACAUAUAAAAAGUAAGAGGUAGAGAGAAUUUGACCGGCAUUUUAUUUUUCUUUAGGAAGGUGCUUGUUUAUCUCUGGCCUUUAGUAUGUUUUUAUUUUGUCAUGAAGUACUUAUUUAUCCCAAGUCUUUGACUCUUUUGUUGUGGUAGAGAUUGUUUAUCUCUAACCCUAACAUUUUAUUUUUUACUUUGAUGACAUUUAUUUAUCUAUGGCCUCCAACUCAUUUUUACUUUGUCGUGAGAUGUUUGUUUUAUCUCUAGCCCUUGACGUUUUUUUGUUGUGGAAGUACUUUUUUAUUCUAAGCCCCUAAUGUUUUAUUUUUGUUGCGAUGGCACUUAUUUGUUUUCGACCUAUCCAGCUCCUUUUUACUUUGUCAUGAGACACUUGUUUAUCCCUGACCCUUGACACUUUUGCUAGCUAUGGUACUUGCUAGCCUCCAACUCUCGUUUUAUUCUGUUAUGAGGAGCUUGUUUUAUCCCUCGCUCUUGACACCGUUAAUAUGUUUGAAAUAUUUUAUCUCCACAAAAUAAUGGCUACACCUUGAUCUACCUUCUAUUUCUACACAGAUGUAUAAAGGGGGCAUGUUCUAGCCACCAACUUUUGGCCAUCCUUUCUAAAUUUAAUUAUUAGAUUAAUUUUGUCUUAAUUUUACUAAUUUUAAAUUUUAUGAUUAUCCAUUUUUAUUUAACUUGUUUUACUACUUCUUAACUUUUGUAUGGAUUAGUUAAGAUAACUAAGUUGGUUAGUUAGAGUAACUAAAUUAGUUAAGAAAAUUGCAAGAAAGGUAAGUUUCAAAUUUGUGUUUAUUUUUCAAAAUUUGUAUUCGUUUUUGGGUUGAGACACGUUUGGCAUAAUUUCAGAUUUUUUUUAAAAAAAAAUAGGCAAUAAAUGUUUGUGGUAAAUGGGGAAAAGUUUUUUGGCUAUAAAGCCUCAUUGUUUCUUCUGCAAAUAAGAGGUUUUUUACACGGAAAAAAAAAACAGAGUGGAGGGAGCCACACAUAAAAAUCCUAGAACACACAGCCAUAGAAAGAAAUAUAUAUACGGAGAGAACCUCAAGAGAACUAAAAAAAAAAACAAAAACAAAAACAAAACAAAACAAAACAAAAAAACUAAAGAGGUAGAGAGAGAAGAUCAGUGAGUUUUACAAACAAAAUGUAGCCAAAAUCCCCUCAAAAUUCGAAAAUCAAAGAACACAAGAAGUCUAGCUCGUUGAAGGUUGCACUUGGUAGGGUAUUUGUACCAAGAAUCCGCACCUCAAACAAUGAGCGGCUUAUUUGUUACUAUUUGUAAAAAAAAAAAAAAAUUGAGCUAAA
Messenger RNA from Benincasa hispida (wax gourd), 5054 nucleotides. RefSeq names its product protein LAZY 1-like. Lineage: Eukaryota; Viridiplantae; Streptophyta; Magnoliopsida; Cucurbitales; Cucurbitaceae. Gene Ontology annotation, biological process: regulation of auxin polar transport; gravitropism. The record is from RefSeq and is a predicted model, not a curated record.